GAAGGGAAAAAGGAGGGGAUUUCCGCAGCGAGGCAAUGCCAGACGUGCAACUCUCCAUUAUAAAACAGAUCAAGCAUUCCUGGACAAACAACUUCAGGAGGAAGCAGCCGUUCCCAGCUGCUGGGUCUGGCAGCAGCAGGAGGGGAUUUCUGCAGCACUGAGGGGUCGGUGGAUGUGGGGAUGAAGAGGUCGGGGUGUCCAAGGAGUGACGGCCCCUCUGCCCUUCAACUCGGUGCCACAAAGCAGAGCCACAGCCCUGAGCCCUUCCCAGCACCGCACAGAGCAGUGGGGCAGCACUGGGAUGGUUGUCCCAAUCCAACCCUACUGCACAGCCCUCACCCCAUACAGCCCAUGGGCUGCUGCUCUGUGAUGUUAAGUGAAGAACUGAGAAGGGAACCUCGACUGGAACCGCAGCCCCCCCACAGCAGGGCCCCCCCAGGACCAUGAUCUCCCCGAAGGACAAGGCCAAGGCUCCCAAGGACAGCAUGACGCUCCUGCCCUGCUUCUACUUCGUGGAGCUGCCCAUCGUGGCCUCCUCCAUCGUGACGCUGUACUUCCUGGAGCUCACCGACCUCUUCAAGCCGGCCAAGGUGGGCUUCCAGUGCCACGACCGCGCGCUCUCCAUGCCCUACGUGGAGAGCAGCGAGGAGCUCAUCCCAUUGCUCAUGCUGCUCAGCCUCGCCUUCGCUGCCCCUGCCGCCUCGAUCAUGCUCGGGGAAGGUCUGGUGUACUGCCUGCAGUCCCGGCUGAAAGGCCGCACCGGCACCGAGGGCAGCAUCAACGCUGGUGGCUGCAACUUCAACUCCUUCCUGCGCCGCACCGUAAGGUUUGUGGGCGUCCACGUCUUCGGGCUCUGCGCCACUGCGCUGGUGACCGAUGUCAUCCAGCUGGCCACUGGCUACCAUGCGCCCUUCUUCCUGACCGUCUGCAAGCCCAACUAUACGCUGCUGGGGACGCCCUGCGAUGCCAACCCCUACAUCACACAGGAUAUUUGCGCUGGCACCGACAAGCACGCCAUCCUAUCUGCCAGGAAGACUUUCCCAUCCCAGCACGCCACGCUGUCCGCCUUCGCCGCUGUCUAUGUGUCGAUGUACUUCAACUCCACCAUCUCGGACAGCACCAAGCUCCUGAAGCCCAUCCUGGUCUUCGCCUUCGCCAUCGCCGCCGGCAUCUGCGGGCUGACACAGAUCACGCAGUACCGCAGCCAUCCCACCGACGUCUACGUGGGCUUCCUCAUCGGCGCCGGCAUCGCCGCAUACCUGGCGUACCAUGCGGUGGGCAACUUCCGUGCCCCCACUGAGAGGAUCCCUAUGCCAGCUCCAGCCAAGGAUGCUCUCCGGGCGCUGACGCAGCGCGGCCACGAUGCGGUGUACCAGCAGAACAAAUCAGUGAGCACUGACGAACUGACCCCACGCCUGGAGGAGGAGGAGGCGGCCGUGCGCCCGGUGCCACGCGACAAGAACUCUCUGGGCAGCCUGAAACGCGCCAGCGUGGACGUGGAUCUGCUGGCGCCGCGCAGCCCCAUGGCCAAGGAGAACAUGGUGACCUUCAGCAACACGCUGCCACGCGUCAGCACGCCUUCCAUGGAGGACGCCGCACGGCGGCACAUGACCAUCCACGUGCCGCUGGACGCCUCGCGCUCCAAGCAGCUCAUCUCCGAGUGGAAGCAGAAGGCGAUGGAGGGCCGAGGGGCGGAGGAAGUAGAGGAGGAGGUGCCCCCGGCGCUGUACCCCACAGUGCAGGCUCGCCCCGAGCGCACGGCGUUGGGCCCCAGGGUUCUCCUCCCUCCCCGUCCCGGCGCAGCGCCGUUGGUGCACAUCCCCGAGGAGAGCGCGGCGGGCGGCGGCGGGGCCGUGAGGGCCAAGUGGGUGAUGGUGGCUGAGAAAAGCGCCCCUCGCACCGCCAACCCCCCCCGUCUGAUGCAGGUGAUCGCCAUGUCCAAACCGCAGAGCGCGGCCCCCAGCACCCCCAAGCAUUCGGAAACCUCCUCGUCCUCCACCAGCUCCGACUCCUCGCAGUACCGCUCGCCCUCAGAGCGCGACAGCUCCAGCAUCAUCACCAUCGAUGCGCACGCCCCUCACCACCCCGUGGUGCAUCUCAACGCCGGGAACGGGCCCUGGGAAUGGAAGGCAGCCCCCAAAGGUGCUGAGGAUGGCUACGAGCUGGGCGAGGUGGGGAAGGAAUUUCGUGCCUUCCACCAGGCCAAAAGCGCCGGCGUUUCGCCCGGCUCCUCGCUGAGCGACAUGGAGCAGGAAGAGCCGCGGUACGGCAGCCUGGCGGCCAUCCAUGGGGCAGCGGGGGGUGCAGAGAGGGGGGAUGUGGGUGAGGGGCUGCUGGGUGCUGCCAGCCGUGAGGCCACGCUGCGCAGGAAGGCGGCUGAGCGCGACGUGCUCACGGACUGCGAUGCUGACAGCUUCUAUAGGAAAAUGCCAGCAGGGCGCAGGUUUAAGGACUGAGCCCAUCCACCCACCCAUCCCAUCCCAUCCCAUCCCAUCCCAUCCCAUCCCAUCCCAUCCCAUCCCAUCCCAUCCCAUCCCAUCCCAUCCCAUCCCAUCCCCCCUCGGGUGUGGGCCCGAGCACUUUGGACUUCAUUUUUCUCUCUAAAACAGGUGCUGAUGUUUUGGGUUAUUUUUUUGUUUUGUUUUGGUUUGAUUUGGGUUUUUUUUUGAGGGGGUGUUAAUUUAUUCAGAUGAUGGCAUUGUAGGUGUGUGGGGCGGGGGAGCAGUCGGUGUUAAAAGGGCUUUGGGGAAUGGUGGCACGUGGCUGUGUGUGGGAGCUGUGGGGCUCAGCGCCGCACGGGAGGGGGAUGCAGCCCCCCCUGCUGCUUUGUUUUGGGGGGAGGUGGGGGGGAGAAGAUGGGGGCAGCGGUGCUGGGAGGGGCUGCGUGUCCAUGGGCUGAGCGCUGGGCAUGUGAAGCUGUAAAUACUGCACUGGGGAAAGUAGAGAGUGCAUCGGGGAGCGGGGGGGUGGUUGGAAACCCCCCCCGGAGCUGCGUUGGGCUGCAAUGAGCUUUGGCUGCUGCUUGAGCUGAG
Molecule: messenger RNA, 3032 nt
Organism: Lagopus muta (rock ptarmigan)
Lineage: Eukaryota; Metazoa; Chordata; Aves; Galliformes; Phasianidae
Gene: PLPPR3
Product: phospholipid phosphatase related 3
Exons: 8
Coding region: 444-2456 (670 amino acids)
Biological process (GO): signal transduction; phospholipid dephosphorylation; phospholipid metabolic process
Molecular function (GO): phosphatidate phosphatase activity
Source: RefSeq, a predicted model, not a curated record